AUGGGUAACGAUCAUUCAAUUUCGGAGACGUCGAUCGCUCACAGAACUCACCAUCAUCACGUUCGACCCAAACUCUCCGACGCCACUCCGCAACGGCCGCUUUCGGCCGCUGACUUUGCCGAAGAAUGGGGAAUUGAGAGGUUGGCCAAAGGUCGACGCUCGCUCGAUGUGAGAGGAGUAAGUCGAUUUUUCGAUUGUUUCUUUAGAUAUCGAUGCCAAAAAACUUUGAUUUUGGAGGGGGAUCAGAGCGUUUUUUAUUUUAAAAUUUCAGUAUUAUCUCUUGAUAUCAAUGCGAAGGUCUUGUUAUGAAGUUUAGAACUUUUCCUUGACUGUUGCUGUACAUCUUGCAGCCUGAGAAUUUCAAAAAUACGUUGAAUUUCUGUUUUUAGUCCAAAAAAUUUUUUAGGUCAUCACACCGCGUGAGCUCGAACCUUGAUGAAAAUUUUUUAUUCUUACAGGGGAAGUACCCCAAGUGCGAUGCUCAGAUUUCGAUGAAACUUGGCACAAAUUUAGAAUAAUUUUUUCUAAGAUAUAUGCGAGAAUCCCAGCUCGCGCUUUGCAGAAACAACCGAGAUUUUUAGAUCCAAAGUUGGCGAAAAUUUGAGACUUUUUACCGAAUUUCGACACGAAAAGUUUCAUGCCUAUUUCAACCGUAAAGGAUGAUGUUUCUAUAAAAAAUCAAAAUUUUCCGUACGAAACUGUCAAAGUUAUGGCCAAAAAUGUGUUUUCUCUCUAAUCGCUCUCCACGUUUAGCGAGCUCUCUCGGCGGCAAAGAUCGUUCAAUAUCUCGGUGGCGCUUGCAAAGCGCGAGCUAAAACUUUCAGGAAUUGAUACUUAGGCCAUGCCCGACGUGUGUGCAAAUUUUAAAGAAAUUCAGAGCGUCGCACUUGGAGUACUUCCCUUGUUAAUUCGAACCAUGUUUAAUCAUCACUUUCUGAUUAUUAUUUCUCCUACCAAAUGCCGCAAAAAUCACCAGUAACCUCGUAAUUUCUCUCAUAACCAAAUUUAAUGUUCGUAACCCUCAAUAGACGAUAAAUUCCCCUCAUUUCUUUCGAUAUAUUAUUACCCCGAACAUUCCAUAAAUCAGGUUGUAGUGGGUAAUCUCCUGCCCUUUAUUUUGUAUUCUUUGUGUGGGUUUGGAUGACGAGAGAAAAUGUGUUCAACCUUUAGUCCAACGUCUUGUCUAUGUCCAGCACAGCGAAUGCUAAGACAAUGGGAACGGGGUGACGAGAAGGUAAACUUGGAAGUUUUUUGGAAGGGAGUAUAUUUAUGUGGAAGGAGAUGGUUGUGGUUACAGUUUUUUUGGAGAUGUGCCAGCCGAUUUGAGGUUCAAUUUUAGUCUCGGUAUGCUAGCUAGUGUCACAAAAAAGCGUUAAAAAAUCGUGUGAUGACCAAAAAAGUGCCCUAAAGUGUCCGCCGAAUACACUGCUUUCCGCGUUGGCGGAGAAAAUGAUUUUCAUAGGCAAAAAACAACCCAUACUCUUCUUUCUCAUGCAAAAAUUUUUUUUGGAUAUCUUGACUGAGCGCUAAGAAAUCGACAAAAACUUUCCGCGCAAUUUCUUGAAACACCCUGUAUAAUACGAGAGUAAAAACUUAUGUGUGUUGCAAAUUUUUGAUACAGAGUUUGGUAAUAUUUCCUCACGCUCUGCCCAGCGGCAACAAAACAAUCCUUGGUUGAUAUAAAAUUCGUCUACUUGGUAUCAUUUUGACCCAUCUUCCGCACGUUCCAAGUCACGAUUUCCCCCAUCCUCGUCCUCAUUUAUUAUUCUUUGCAUCCACUUGUCAUUCCAUCAUCCAACUUUUCAUCUUGCCUACCCGUUUUGACGAAAGUGCAAGUCGAAACCAUCUCUCCAAACUUUGCGUGUCUUUAUGAAAUAUUCAGCGCCGCAGGGCAUUGUUGGGGAGAUAAAAGAGGCGCUGAUUGUUUUCUCGGGAGUCACCAGAUUCCGGCCCGCUUUAAACCGUAUUGUGGGGCCACGCGGGGAAGAGGAAAACUUGGCCGCAAACGGAUAAUAUCGCUUCCUUCUAGCCAUGUCCAAAUGGUUGAUAAAGCACAAACUCGGCGUAAGUUGCAACUUAAACUUUGUUUUUCACUUUUUUCCCGAUCAUGGAGUUGCUCGAGGGCCAAAGGCUCAUUUCCAGAAAUUUUGGCUUGCGCUUUGCAUUGCAGGGCAUUCUUGUUGAUCUUUGGACACUAGAGACUGUAGAACUAGAGGAUAGUUUAUUAGGCUACCAGAGGAAAAAUUUUUUUGGCCAUUUUUAUUUUUCAGAUGGGAAGAAAUUGAUAUUUUUUAGAGUAAUUUUACUUCCUUUUUAUUCAAAAUCAUGCUUUCCCACUAUGAAAACCUCAAAAGAUCUUUGAUUUUUGUCAUUUUUGGAUUUUUAUCAUCCUCUAAAUUUUUGGAGAGUAACGUAAAAAUCAUUCUGAAAAUCCUGUGGAUGCUUGAAAAAAAUUUUAUUACAGUGAUGGUUUUCCUGUUUAUACAUUACCGAAAACAUGAAGCUUUCCUUUGUUUUAUCAAAAUGGGCCCCGCUCUAUUUUUAGGCCUCAUAAAUCUGUAGCGAGUUAAUUCCAAUUUCCGGAAUAAAAGGCGCAAAGCUUAAGGGCGGAUGGUAUAAAUAGGGAUAUUUACUAAACCAGGCUUCGUCCAUAAGUUCUAAAGUCUUGUACGUCUAGAUUAAGUCGUCUUUAUAAUUUAUGGUAAUGUUGUGACUUACACCUUUAUUUUUAUUGUAGAACCUUUAUUUUUCAACAAAAUUUUUAGCAAGAAAGUAAUUUGGUUUCUGGAAUAUUUAUUUUUUAUUUUUGGACACUGAAACCCAAAAAAUGCUGCUUUUAGCCUCCGAAAAAGUUUCGUUUCUUUCUUAUCAAGAUCAAAAUUGUUUUUUUACUCUCGCCCUUUCAUCUCGUUGCAAUUUGCUGCACAUUUUAAUGGAAUUUGCAUAACGAACUUUCUCUGAUUCCUUUAGGUCCUCGUCACUUUUAAGUUGACUCAAUUUCCGCUUGCAAACCAAGUCCAAACUUAAUUUCGAAGGCCGCUUUAAUUGGGAUCUAGGUUUCAAUGGGGCCCAAAUGGGAUUUAGAGAUUUUAAAAAUAGGAUUUAUUACUGCAACAACUUUGUUUAAAAUUGAUUGUACAAUAUAAAAAAAAGAAGGUAUUUGGGAAUUUUUCGUAGUUGUUGGUAUCUCGCGACAUUUUGGAGCUGUACCCGUGGGAAGGGCGGAUUCGGGAGGUCUUUAAAUUAAUUCUGAAGCCACAGGAAAAUAAAUAUUAUCCGUUUUGGCACGCAGUGCCUUUAAGCUUUGGAUCGGCAAUUUUCUCAUCAUUUUACGUAGUCUAUCUAAUCCACAACAAUGGUUGAAUUGAUGGCUAUUCCUUGAAAAAUACGAGCUAAAAUUUUCAUGGAUUAAUACGAGGUUCAGGUGCAGCCUCUCUGCAAAAUCUAAGGGCUGUAGAAGCUGCUGACAUUUCCAAAAAUAACUUUUUUACAAAAAUGUUAGCCUACAGAUUUAUACUCUAAGAUUUGUACGCCCCCGAAACAAUUUUCUUAUUUUUGAACUUAAUCUUCUCUAUUAUCCUCCCCAAAUCUCCGCGGAUUAGAGUUAACGAGCCUUGUUUCCAAACGGUUUCAAGCACAACGUGCCCUAACUGUUUCCUGAGGGGAUUGCAUCCGUUUCUGAUGUCAUUCUCUGCAAGUUCUCUCCGCUUUUUUUUGGAAAACAUCUCCAGACGGCCCGCAUUCUAUGUGAACUCUUCAAUUUUUGGCGAAAGCAAAUUUGAUAUUAACGGUAAAUAGCGGGCCCGAAAAAUACGGGUGUGGUGACCGUCCUUUGCUCCCCAAUUCUCCAUGGGAUUUGUAUUUUAUUGUCCGAAGGGUACUGUAGAGGGAUUAUGGCUGGGAUCAUUAUUAUGAUGAGAGUUUACAAUUUAAUCCGACGCUAAAAAUGGGUGGAUAUUUUUGGGAGUUUGUUCAAUUUAUGAAUUCUAGAAUUACAGGGGAGUUUGUCGUAGCUUUACCCCGAUAGAGAUGAUUUAAAAUUUACGCAGCGUUGACAAAUAGUAAGCAAACAUUUCAGCAAUUAAGAUACAGUGGGGGACCUGAUCCAGCGGCAAAAAAAGUACCAUUUUGCAGUUGGGAAGUAUCAAAAAUGUGGCAAAAUGCUUCCUUGAAAAGACUCCGAUUUAAAAAGCGGGCCCGCUCUUUUUGUGAGGCAAAACGCGCGCCCUUCAAGACGAAUUUUUUUUACUUAUAGAGGGAAGCAUUUUGCCACAUUUUUGAUGCUUCCCGAAUGAAGAAUGAUACGUUUUUUUUCCACUGGAUCAGGUCCGUCACUGUAGUACAAAACCCAUGGAAUAUUCUGACAAACGUAUAUGCAAAAUUUUGAAAUAUUUUAUCGAUGACUUUCCUUACAGAGUUUUCCUACUGCGAUAGAAAGCAGGCCCCAUUUUUCCCUAAAAUUAAAUUUUUGUCUCCUUGAACUUCCACGGUUUUCCCCCACUCCUAAAGUCCAAAAAAAUCCGCACAUUUUUCGUGUUGUUUAUGCAAAAUCUUCCGUUCUUUGCGGCCUACCGUAAAUCCGGCAUUCAAGACUGGACCCGCGUACGGCCCCGCGGCAUUGUUUUGAAAUUUCAUCCAAAAACAACAUUCGUCUUCUUUUUCCUCUGUUCUUUUUGAACCCACAAACCCGCUUAUGGAAGAUGAGAUUGUGGAUGGGCGAAAAUGAUGAUGAUCCACAUCACGUAAGGCUACUUUUGAACGAGAUGGUGCGGAUUAUUCGCAGAAAAGAUGAUUUAGAGAGGUGUUGAAAUUGUAUUUUGUAUGAUGCGGAGCGACGUAGAUGAUUUGAAAAGUUGACUUUAAGAGGAUCAGGGGGAUUCUAGAGUUUAAUUUUUAUUAAUGGGGUCUUGUAAGGAAAACGUAAAGGAUGGCCUCUAUGAAGUCACGGAAAGAAAAAUUGGCUUGUUUCCAAAGCUGCAGGAAAUACUGCGUCUUGUUUUCUUUAUUUUUAUCUAGGGCUAUUAACUUUUAAUCCAGCCAAAUUUACCAUCUUGUAUAAUAGAUAGUAAAAAAGCCUCAAAUUCCUACAAACUUGAAUUUCAAUUAGCAUAAAAAUCUCAAUCAUCCUCAAAUCAAGUCAUCAAAAUUCACCUUCAAGUUACUGUAGACCAACAUUCCGAUCUCCCCCAACAUUCUUGUUUUCCAUUACUCGUCAUUUUGUUCGCCCUGAAACGUAUUUUCGUGAUCAUCAAGUUGUAUUGAAUGCCUUUUGAAGGCUCUUCUCCUACAGUAUUUAUCCACGAAAGCACUUGACGUGGCUGCACUUUCUCUCAUAACAACCCAGGUUUUUGAAUGCGGAAUUGCCCGGCGAGGGUUUAACCCCAAACUAUGAGCAAAUUGAAUCAAAAAAAAUUUUUUUUAUUCGUCGGCGGUUCUUUUAUGACAAAAUAUGGCGAGUUCUUGAGGUUUCCCCGAAAAAGGAAGUGUUUUCGCCGGGAUUUCAUACGUUUUCAUGGUGGUAUGUUCCAAAAGAGGAUAUGGAAAAGACCCUGGGGGCUCACGGAAGGUUGUUUUAGGGACGAGAGUUGCUGGUCUAAGUUGGGAUGGAAAGAGUUUUGUUAUCGCUUUCUAACAUGUCUCCAAAAUUUUUUUCCGCCAUUUUUACUGACGUACCUACCACCUAUACGCAUAUAUCUCUUCUGUUCGCUUGGCCAGCCAACUUUUCUUGCCCAUUCUCCCUUUCAAGUCGGUUAUUUCACCUGAGUUUCCAAACGUUUCCAAGUCUUCUUUGAAUGGGUUUCGAAUGUCCGAGAGGGUGGCUUCUGCACAAACAAUGGAAAUUGUGAAACCGGAGAGCAUUUCAAAAAACUUAAUACAGUGAUAUUGGUUUACCCGACGGUCCUCUCAACAUUUGAGGCCACAUUUGUGGCCAUAAAAGGAUGAAUUUCGCAAAAAUUCUUUGGGUCAAAUUUUUGAAAAAUCGUUAAAGCAAAUUUUGUGUAUUUUUGGCCAUAAAGGGUCAUUUUUGAUUAUAUUUUUUAAGCAGAAAUUUAAAUUUUUUGAUUAAGAUUUAAUUUUUUCCGCCAAAAAUCUAAAAAAAAAAUAAAAAUCUUUUUUUUUUAUUUUUUCUCUGCAAAAAUUGAAAAAUUCGUCGGGCCAAUUUUCCCAUCCAAACACGCCCUAACCUUUGUUAAAUUGCCCAAAAAUAUGGCCACCUUCGAAGGGUAAACCGGUUUUUGAUUUUUUAUUUUUACGGGUUUCCGGCAUAACUUUUUCUUUCAAAUCCCGUCAUUUUUUGAGGCAAAAACAAGGUUUAAUUGUAAGAGGGCCAUAAAUAACUUGUCUUGGAGAUAUAAAAGGGACAUCUGAAGUUAUCUGAGCAUUAAAAACGAGAGAAAUAUUUGUCGGGACCAUGCGGAGGGUAAGUUUUGGGUGUGGAGAAGGGAAAUUUAGAGGAUUUGGUAGUAAAAAAUAGGGAAAUCAAUUUUUUUACUAUAUUGGGGCACAUAGGAUAAUGUGCCCCAAUAUUCUUCAAAUUAUUUUAUGGUAUUUGGGAUAGGUUCAGGUUACAAUUUUCUAUAGCGUUUUUGAGAUUUUUUGCUUACCGUUUCCAAAAAUCAUCGUUGGUUGUUUUUUUGGCCCAAAAUUCUGGCCUGUUAUCGUUGAUCUACGGCUCAAACGAAUACUGUAACUAAAAUUUUAUGAAAAAUUUCUCUGGCUUUAGAUAUUACAGUUUUUGCUGACCAUGUCCACCUAAACCCGGAACGACUUUCCAUUCAAAAGUGCCUCAAAAUUCGAAAACACGUCCUGUUUUCGGCACCAAAAGAAUAAGCAAAAAACUUCUUGCCAAGCCAAAUCACACGUCAAGUGCGGGCGAGCAGACUAAAAACAGAUUAUUCGGAAGGCGUCUGCCCCGCAUACCUUGAUGUCCGUCCCACGACUCCAUUUAUGAUAUCACGGCUAAUUUGUAACGAUGACAUGAAUGAGGGUCCCAGAACCGGGGAGACUAAGUGAGCUCGUCGGGAGGUCUUUGAUUUAUUUGGACCUAUGAAAAGGGCAGGGGAGGUGGGUUGGGGAGAGAGAGAUUGGCUAAUUUGGAAACUGUUUGGGAUGGGAAUCGUGACGGAGAGAUAUGUGAGGCUAUUUUAAAAACACUUUGACUCCUGUUUUGCGGUCAAAGUAAUGGUAUGUUCAUUAAUUGAUAUACCACAAAUGUCCCACAAGAUUUCUGCUUUCCAAUCUCCCUAGAUGACUUUUCAAUAUUUGAAAAUGUCGGCCUCGUUUUUGUCGUGCCGCCUGAGAUAUUUACAAAACAUUUUAGACCAAAAAUUAUGGAAACUGAGCCGUGAAAAACCGGGGUUCAGCUUUACAUAUGCGAACUUUGAGAUAUUUGAAUAAAGCAAAAUUUUGUAGGCACUAUUUGGACUCAUUUUUAGUAAUCGGUGUCCUAUUGUCAUCUGAAAAAAUCGAAAACUUUAUAAAUCCCGUUUUUCGAACAUACUGUAAGCCUAGAUUGCAAAUAAUAUUUUACCAAGAUAUUCUCAGAACCUAUGCGUUUAAUCAUCAUAUUCCUGCUACAUUGACCCUUCAAUUACCCAGUUCUGCAGUCGCUAAAUAUUAUUUACAUUUAGCCCACCGGCAAUUUACUAUUCCCAUCCUCCGCCAAUUAUGAGCCCCUUUCCGGGCACGUCAUUUUCUAUUGUAAUUACAGGUGUAAAACGACAGGGUCUCGGGGUGUUUAACGGCGCUGACAACACAAAACUUGCACUUUGUUAUAUAACAAUUAAUGUCAAAAUAAUGUCAUUCAAACAAUUUGUAAAAGAGAAAUUGUAAAAGUAGUGUUUACAAGAGGGCUCUUCAAGUUUUUCAUCGACAAAUCAAAUUUCCGCCUUGAGGGCAUCUGCACGUCACUUCGGAACUGGUCGGCCUCAGGCAUUCUUGGAGUUCUUGCAAAUACUUUGGUUUAAAAUUUCGUAUUUUCGCGUUUCAAAACACUCUCUGCAAGUCUCUUUAUUUUUCACUCACUUUAUUUUUUUUCUUCCGAUAUCUUGUUACUUUUCAGCUAUUUUAUUUACAAUUUCUCAUCUUCCUUUUUUUCUCUGCUCCCUCUCAAAAUUUCGCCGUCUUGUUGGUCCUGUUCAAACAGUUUUUUGUCCGAAACCUUGUAAAUGUGAGAUAGCAACGGGUUAAAGUGCCUUUCCCUUCCUUUUUCGUCGCUCCUCCCCUCCGGCAAACGGUAAUUGAGAAGAAACCGAAAAGCGAUACUCUUAAAGUCACAUCUGUCCUGUAUUCUGAAGACAUCUUCCUCGGCCCAGAUAUGAAUGACUUCCGAUAUCAACCGGGAUACGGUUAUUAUGACUAUCGACAUGUGGUAGGUGAUGGGGGUGGGGAAUAGAGAAUGGAAUUGGGUAUCGGAUAUUCAAGGAGGGCGCCUCAAGGAAACGUUUGGGAUAGAGAUCUCGAGGGCAAAAGAACAGUCGAAUAAGACGGGUAAAAAAGUGAAGCUAAUUCUGUAAAGGCAUAGAAUGAUUUACAUGUUUAAACAUCAUGCUAAACGUAUAGCCACGGCAGUUUUAUAUCAAAAGUUCAGCAGCUAUUAUUAAUAUUUUUUGUGUACGAUCCGAAAUUAAUUUCUCAACAGACGUCGCAGUGUAAUAUGUAAUAUCUAUCCAUUUGUUUUAAAAUUAACCUGCUUGCCAUGGAGCUCGUUUUGCAAAAUUAGUGUAAAGCCUGUAGGUAUUUACUAUUGUCACGACACAGUUAAUUUUCUCGACUUUCUGCGAUUUUCAAUACGACAGAGCGCUCUCUAUUUUUCCAGACUGGUAAUAGAUGAUAAUAGUCAAAAUCCUCACGGGUGCUUUUCAAAUUGCUCUCGUAUGAAUAAAUAGCAGGUUACGGGUUGUCGUUGCGGGACCAAUUUUGGGUCCAGGUGCGGCUGGCUUCAUUUUUUUUGCAUAUGCGAUCCUUCUAACUUUUUAAAACAUUUAUAUCUGAAGUUUUUGCUAUAACCUCGCAUAAUUUUGAAAAAAUGUACUUGAAAACCAUGUUUCCUUACAAAGGCUGCAAUAGCAACUCCGGCAUGACCUUUUAAAAACUCAACCUUUUCCACUUCCUGUCACUACAUCAGACAGAUCUUCCCUUUUUUGUAAUCCAAUAUUUGAUAUCAAACUUUACUUCUUCGAAAUCUUAAAUGAGAUUUUUUGGAUUAAAAUUUGGUUUUGUCGCGAAGUUCUGCCCCUAAAUUCUAAACCGGAUAUCUCGGAUAAAGCCUUAUUUCGCUCUAAGAACGAUCCGUAUUGAUGUCAUUCCACUAACUUUGGUAACUAACUAUCAGUCGGGUCUAUUUGAAUAUUAAUCUUUUCAUAUUGUAGAAGAUUGUAGCUAUGGCUCAUUUGAGAAUUCGACGGCGAGUUACGGUAAUUUUGAAUGUUAAAAGUGCAGUAAUCGAAAAAAUAAUUAAAAGUAAUCAUUAUGUCCUAUGGUAAACUACAUUUCUCCCUUCCUAGGAGCCAAUUUACACCCAGACUUUUCCGAUUAUUGCCAUUUUUUGUUCUGUUUGUUGAGUAACUUUAUAUAAAUGCAAAAAAUCUAUAAAUAACCCUAGGAGAUCUCCGAUUAAAUGACCUUGCGGUGUUUUGACUGGCUUUUGUAGUUGACGAAAGGGUGGGGGUACGUUCCUUUGUUGUUCCCGUAUUCCCAAAACAUUGUAAUCAUCUCUAAAUCAGGUAGCGAUGCUUUGUAUUUUCUCUUUUCAGGCUCUAAUUAGCGGGCAGUCUGCUAACUUCCGAGACCUCUAUAAUCUUCCUGUGUGAAGGUUGGUUAAGCUUUCUUUGGCCGUAACGUAGACAGAGUGGAAGAGAACGGAAUGAUGCCGGGUUUGUUGUCUGAGAGUCAACAGCUUAAUUAAUGCCGAAUAAUGUUUAGUAGCAGGUCUCGGUAUGAUUUUAUGUAGGCCUUGUAGAGCAUAUAUCUUGUCAAGUUUAUGACACACUUUGACUUCCAGACUUUGAUGGCUUAUUUUUUGAUCUUGGUUCGUCAUCUAAAACACGUUUUUGAACCUUUUACCGAAAUUUGAUGCACCUCUAUGCUAACCGAAGGCGCCAAAAUUUCCGAAUUUCUCCUGGUUUUUAGCUCCUCCGCUCUCUGAAGGGACCAUGUUUAUUUAACCUUUUUUAUCACCCAUUUCUGACGUUUAUCUUCAAUUUUUCGUCUCUAGGUUCUGCUGUUUGUAACUGCUUACCAACAGGUCAUUGUUCAUGAUAUCAUCCCCAUUUCUUGCAGCCUUUCCUUCGUUUCGGUUGCUUGGAUAUUCGUAACCGCACUUGAGGGUGUGUUUACAAACACAGCUCAAACGUGGUGUAACCUGAGGCUGGGAAAGUACUGUAGGGAAAUACUCGGUGAUUUGGCGUGGGGCUAGCUUGCAUAGUUUACUUUAAGCAACGGAAUUGCUCUUGGUACGGCGCUUUGAUUUUCUUGAAAUUUAUGAUUUUUGAUACUUGUAGGUUUCAAUUGCUGAAAAUCUUAGCUUGAGCAUUGCAGAAACUGCAUAAGUCUCAACUUUCUGUAAAGAGAAGAGACUAAGGAAAAUGGGGAGAGAUGGUCAGAGAAAAAACCUUUUUUUCUAUGUGUUUGUAAACUCUUUAUGCAACGUCAAAGUUUCAGAAUUUUGCAGGCUCUUGAUCUGCAUAGCAUGAGCUAAAAAUAGCUUUGAAAAUGUUUCCUCAGUGCUUUCCAAGUUUUGUCAACAUAUCCUUCUUUCUUUGUCAUCAUUUUUCCAUUCUUGCUCACACUCUUCCAACUUUACUUCCCUUUGCUCCAACGCAGCAUUUUAAGUGCCCUACCCAAAGUACUUGAGUGAUUAUUCGCCUUUUUGGAGGGACUUUUGGCAAACUCCAAAGAAUUUAUCCGACUGACUCAAGAUACGAACCACACCUUGAAAACGGCCCACUUUCCCCAUUGUUUCUGCGCCGCAUUUUGCGAAUUCUUCAGAAGAAGAAGUAAACCGAGUAGCUGUCAGAAAAAGGUGGGCUGUUUUGGCGGCUUGCAUUCCCCUACAGACGUUUCAAAUUUUUCGUUGAAUUCGUAAGAAUUUUGAUGUUUAGUGUUGGCUGACCACACGGUUGUAAGGGUGUUGGGGCUUCCUGGAGUGAUGGUUUUUGAAAGUAUGGAAUAUGUUGGAAGCAGUUUUUUUGAUCGGCUGUUGCAAUUGCCGUUGACUUGUAAAGUGGCUGUCGUUUUUUGAGAUUAUUUUCAUCUCUACCGACAUUCCUUAGCAGAUAUUACUAGUUUGUCAGGGACAUAUAGUGAGCUCAAUGUCGCUGUACCAAUUGCGUCGCUGAAAUAAAGGAAAAUUUGAUUUUGCCGCUGCAUUAUUUAUUCACUAUUUUCCCGACAGACCGAUAGCAUUUUUAAAGUAAUUGAGAGACUCCUUGCUCUUGCUUUGAAGGCACAAUAAAUUGUUAAAAGUCAUCACCAAAAUUUUUCACCUGGCCGUCUCUCCUAAUUCCCCACAAUCUCUCGUCUUUCACGGCACUUGAAAACCAGAGAACAAGCUAUUUGUAGAUGCGUAUUUAUGGCCUUGAACGGCAAGAUGUCUGGAAAACAAACACAUUUUGUAUGAAGGCGCUGGCGUGUCUUUUCCAAACUUUCACAUUUUCGCCUACCGUAUUUCGCUACAAUUCCGUUUGCAGCCUUUGUACCUGAUAUUGUGAAUAAUUCAUUGCUUCACACGAAACAAUGUCACGCAGAGAUAAAACAAACGUUCCGAAUUUCCAAAUUAUUUACAUAAACGUGAUGUGAAUGUAAAGUAAGAUAAAUACUGCCGUUUUUGAAGGUAUAUAGUACUAAUGUCGUCUUGCAAAAACGAAGCCGCAGAGUUGUUAUUUUGCAAAUGGGAACUCGAUUAAAUUCAAAAGAACAAAACAUUUUUUUUGGAAAAAAUUUAAAUAUUUGAAUUUUAUACAAAGUUAUGCAUAAUAAAGCUGAUUCUACAGCCUUCCCUCAGGCUAUGUAUACCCUUUUUUUGGCCUCCAAACCGCAGCCUCAUCCAUCUUCUCUUACAACUUACAUUUUGACGACCCUUUCCCUCUGUUUUUCCGGCCGCCUUAUGUGCUUUCAUUAAUGCGGAAUGAGAGACUUUCCCUCUCCCCAAAAAAAAAACAAAAGUUAAUUCAGUCGAUUAAUAUGUUAUAUGUACAUGUCUUCCAUUUCAGUCCUACUCAUCCGAACCGCGACGAAAACCCUCCCAAUGCACGUUGUCGCCGUCGCUGUUUGAGUCGGAGAACGAGGAUUCGGAAGGCGCGAGUGGACUCGGCGCCCGCUCCAAGAGCACCACAGACGCGAACCGACGGGUGAGUGGGAAUUUUGGUAAUCUUUUAGUGGGAUUGUUUAUGGUAGAAUGUGAUCUCGAGCAUUUUUAUUUUAUUUAGGGUCCAUUUUUGGAAUUAAAAAUCCUUUUCAUUAUUUCGGAUGACAUUCCGAGUGAAAUUCAAAGGCCAAUCAGUCUAAAAAAUGGUCCAAGUACAACCCGCAGGCUUGAAAUUUGGGCUGCAAUUUGUUGACGCAUACUCGACAUUUUAGCUUAAUUUUUGCCGAGAUUCUAUCGAAGUUUUAAAGUUAAAAAUCAAUAUUUUGAGGAAUUAAAAACUUGCCCCAAAAGACGGCCUUAACUUUCAAUUGUAAUCACACUUUUCACAAUCCCUCCGGACUCCUCCAAUUUUGAUCUUCAACCUCAAAUUAGGCCUCAUCAUCCUCCAAACUGUUGUUUACAAUUCAAUUUUCUAAACAUGUCACUUACACUCCCACAUGUGCUCACUUUUCCAAACUCUUCCGAAACCACAGUUUAGCGCUCUGUGAGGUCGUUGUGUGGCCUGUUCGUGUGAUAUUUGUAUUCGUUUUUUGUUUGCCAUUUGAAUAUUGGAUAGAAAGAGAAGCCACAAGUUGUCAAGUAUUACUUUCCCGGCUAAUCUGGUUGUUUUCUUCUUUCUUAGGGCUGAAAGAUAAUGGCUGAAACCCCUGAGGGCUUUAUCUUUUUGAAGGUUAAUCUUGCCUUUGAAAAGUCCAUUUUGAAGUCUUUUCCUGUUUUGUUCAAAUCUUUUCAAGUCGGAGAAUGCUCGCAAAUUGAUUGAAAAGUGUUUUCCGAGUCUCUGACUACCGUGUUUUAGCCGAGCCGUAAUUCCUUGGGAGUCCAGAGCCCGCCAUCCCCACAGAUCUCCCCCGCCCGAUCGCCCACCAACCUCUCCGUGCCUCGCCGUCAACAGCGGCGCAUGAGUGUGGACGAGAGUCAGCAGCGCCGACUUCAGCAUCUGGCUGCAAGGACCGGAGUUCUCAACGCACCCAACGGCCACAAACUCUCGCUGUCCGGCUUCGCUAUGAUGAACGGCGCCACUGGAGAUGAGGUAGGGCUUCCGGAUCCGGAAAAAUAAGAUUUUUAAAUAAAAAGUUAUUUUUUUCUUCCGAAAAAUUACGAUCUUGCAAUUUCAGCGACAAGACGCGCGAACACGGAUAAGCAGGGCAACUCGAGACUUCGCAGAGACCGGUGAUUUCGGACUCACUCUACAGGAACAUCUCAAAUUGACCAGUUAUCAGACUCUAAUGCUCACACAAACAUGGCCCAAAAUGAAGUCCAGCGUUUUUACGGCUGUUUUUAGGUGGGUUACUGUAAGACUUAUUAUUGAAAACCGUUGACAGCACUCUCAAAGUAGAUUUUUCAAUAUAUAUUAAUGUGUUCAUGAACAUCGCCUCACGUGUUUUUACAAUUUCAGAGAGCUUUCGCAGAGGUGUCCGAAAGUCAAAGAGCUCUUCCAAAAAACAAGUAUAGUCGGUGGGUUCUCGGCGAAUAAGUGCUACGACAUCAAGGAACAUGUAAAGCAGCUCAUUGAGCUCUAUGACCUCAGCAUCCAAGACUUGAAUGCACCGUGUAAGAUUUCGCAGGUAAGAAAAUUAAAAUCUUGGUUUGACGUGUAGUAUAAUUCAAAUUUUGUGUUGUAAUUUAGAAAUAGACAAUCUUUUUGAGUUAAAACACAAUACAAAACCAUUUUCGGAGUGUAAACUAUAAAUUAUAUUGCUUUAGGAACGGCUAGUAAACAUUGGGGAGCAGCAUUUUUCGAUUUGCGGUCCCGGCGCCAGCAGUAUUUGGGACGAUUUGGGCGUGGCGCUAACCGAAGCCAUUUCCAAGGCCGACGCGACGCGAGGAAAACGUGAAGCCUUCAAAGCCUACAUAGCGCUGACCUCGUUUUUGGUGGACUCGAUGAAAGCCGGCUACAGUCAGCAGGCCAAAAGGAAGAGUCUAACUCGAGCUUCGAACGGACAUCUCAAUAAAAAUAUGUGA
This is a messenger RNA of Bursaphelenchus xylophilus (pine wood nematode), 14329 nucleotides long. The record is from the annotation of a GenBank genome assembly. Lineage: Eukaryota; Metazoa; Nematoda; Chromadorea; Rhabditida; Aphelenchoididae.